This is a messenger RNA of Lepisosteus oculatus (spotted gar), 3392 nucleotides long. RefSeq names its product tRNA-yW synthesizing protein 1 homolog (S. cerevisiae) (gene tyw1). Lineage: Eukaryota; Metazoa; Chordata; Actinopteri; Semionotiformes; Lepisosteidae. Gene Ontology annotation, molecular function: FMN binding; 4 iron, 4 sulfur cluster binding; catalytic activity. Gene Ontology annotation, biological process: wybutosine biosynthetic process. The record is from RefSeq and is a predicted model, not a curated record.
UGCCCCCUUAUGGAAUGUGUUGGCUUGGUCUUGAAUUUAUGCUGCUGCACAUUUUAGGUUUUGAUAUCGAGUAUUGAUUGUAGAUAUGAUAUUUUGAUAACAAUUUUGAUAACAAAGGUUUGAAGGUUUAAUGAUUAUGUUGCUUUGGGUUUCUCACAUCUUGUGUGAUCUGAUUUUAGUCACGUUUGCUGCCGAAACUGAGGACAACUGGAAGGAUGGAUGGGGCUAUUUUCACUCCUGUUUCAUGUCAGCAUGGCAGAACAGAUUCUUUGUGUACUCUGUGGCAGCUGUCUGCAUUGCUAUCUGGUUUACUUUUCAGAUGGUUAUGAAGAAAGAGAAUAAAGGCGUAAGUAGCACCCUGGCUCAGAACCCCAAGAAUAAAAAAGAGAAAGGGAUUGUGGCUGAAAAGGUCAACAAAGUUUAUGUCUCAGGGGUGAAGAUAUUCUAUGGUUCUCAGACUGGAACAGCAAAGGGCUUUGCUGAAGAUCUUUCUAUAGAUGUGCAGUCCCUAGGCCUGCCUUCAGAAGUGAUUGAUGUGAAAGAUUAUGAUCCAGAUGACAGUUUGGCAGAAGAGGCUACAAGCAAGUCAGUUUGUGUGUUUCUGUUCGCUACUUACACUGACGGUAAACCCACAGAAAAUGCCCUUUGGUUUUGUAAGUGGCUGGAGGAGACAUCCACGGAUUUCAGAUAUGGGAAUACCUAUCUCAAAGGCAUGAGAUAUGCAGUCUUCGGUCUGGGGAACUCUGUGUAUUCCAGCCACUACAAUACGGUGUGCAAGAACGUGGACAAGUGGCUGUGGAUGCUAAGUGCUUCGCGCAUCAUGACCCGCGGGGAGGGCGACUGCAAUGUGGUCAAGAGCAGGCAUGGCAGCAUAGAGGCCGACUUUGCUGCCUGGAAGUCCAGGUUCCUGACCCGCCUGCAGAGCCUUGCUAAGGGGGAGAAGAAGUCCUGCGGCAAGCAGUGCAAAUCGGGGAGAUGCAAGAACAAGCAGAAGCACCAGCAGCCCGCGGAGGAGGAAUCGGAGUCCUCCCCUGGCAAAGAGGAGCAAAGCUCGGAGGAGGAAUUGUUUGAGACCAGCAGCGAGGAAGACUUCACCCAAGAUGAAGUCGCCACUCAUGGACCUGUAAUUGACGUGGAGGAUCUGGGCCAAGUCAUGAAUCAAGUGAAGAAAGCCAAGAAAAGGGGGGAGUUGGAGGAGGAUCCUGGAAAGGUCAUGCUGUCCAAGCAUAGCACUGGGAGGAGUGACGACGAGGAGGCGAGAGAGAUGAUCACUCCAGCUUUGAGAGCUGCUCUGACAAAGCAAGGGUACAGACUAAUAGGGAGUCAUUCUGGAGUGAAGCUCUGUCGAUGGACUAAGUCAAUGCUGAGAGGCAGAGGAGGCUGUUAUAAGCACACAUUCUACGGCAUUGAGUCCCAUCGCUGCAUGGAAACCACUCCUAGCUUAGCUUGUGCCAACAAAUGUGUCUUUUGUUGGAGACAUCACACUAACCCUGUGGGCACUGAAUGGCGCUGGAAGAUGGACCCCCCAGAGAAGAUCUUGAAGGAAGCUGUGGAGAACCACCAGAACAUGAUCAGACAAUUCAGAGGAGUUCCAGGCGUGAUGGCAGACCGCUAUGAGGAAGGGAUGAUGGUGAAGCACUGUGCUCUGUCCCUGGUGGGAGAGCCCAUCAUGUACCCUGAGAUCAACAGGUUCCUGAAGCUGCUUCACCACCACAGGAUUUCCAGCUUCCUGGUGACAAACGCACAGUUCCCAGAGGAGAUCAGGAGCCUUGAGCCUGUAACACAGCUGUAUGUCAGCGUGGACGCUAGCACCAAAGACAGCCUGAAAAAGAUCGACCGCCCACUCUUCAAGGAUUUCUGGCAGCGUUUCCAAGACAGUUUGAAAGCACUGGGAGAGAAGCAACAACGCACAGUGUACAGACUUACACUGGUGAAAGCCUGGAAUGUGGAUGAGCUCAAGGCCUACGCAGAGCUGGUAGCUCUGGGAAAACCUGACUUCAUAGAGGUGAAGGGAGUGACGUACUGUGGAGAGAGCUCUGCCAGCAACCUGACCAUGGCUAAUGUUCCCUGGCACGAGGAGGUCACCCACUUCGUGCAGCAGCUGGCAGACCAGCUUCCCGAUUACGAGAUCGCCUCAGAGCACGAGCACUCCAACUGCCUCCUCCUCGCACACAUCAAGUUUAAAGUUGCUGGGGAGUGGUGGACCUGGAUCGACUACGAGAGAUUCCAGGAGCUCGUCGGGGAGUUGGAAGAGAGUGGGGGCGCAAACACCUUCACAGCUUUGGACUACGUGGCAAAGACUCCCAGAUGGGCCGUGUUCGGGGCCAAGGAGAGAGGGUUUGAUCCUGCAGACACCCGCUUCCAAAGAAAAAACAAAACUAAGGAUCUUUCCGGAUGCUGACACUGGUUGACCUUCCAUUAGGUUAUCUCUUUCCUUGUUCAAAGUUUUUUUUUUUUUGCCUGGUUUUAACUCAUAAAAGAUCAAAGCUGGAUGUGCCCAGUUAUUCUUCUAUGAAAGGAUGUGCAUGUGAGUGGUGAUAUCAUCUUCCAAUUGACAGACACCUGUCAAGAUCAUUUUGGGAUGCAUUUGUGGAGAAUUUGGGUUUUUAUCCGCUGGUGCUUUACCAGGAUUUUAUUCUCUAGAAAUAACUCUCCAUAAUUCCUUUUUAAAGGCAUAUCUUUAAAUUGUCAUCUCUUGAGUUUUUGCACUUGUUAAUCAUUGAUUCACAUGAACAGGUCUCUGUACUUAGGUCUACAAAAUCAGGGAUUUUAGGUGCUUUUUGUGACCUUAGCUGAAUUGUCUGAUAGUAGCUGUUACUUCUCCGUAGUUGGUACACUCUGCUGUUGAGCCAAGUCGUUUUAAGGUAUGUUUUUAGAAAAGUUCAACAGAGCAGUUGUUUUUCUUCCUCCCUCAUGUGAUCCCAAUAAAAAAGAAAUAAAAAUGAAUGUGUGGCUUUUUUCAAAGUAAUUUGCAAAAGAACUGGUUUCACAUUCCAAAGUUAACCUGUGCCCUAGACAUCAGCACAGCAGAUGAACUGCCAAACCCUGAUGAGUCUCCAGUAGGCUAAUGUGUGAAGUAAUUAUUGUGAUUGUUUUGUAGCUGGGAUUUCGUUCCCUUUCCUAGUAUGCGGCCACAUUGCCUAAACAGUGAAAUUAAGCUUGCUGUCAGUGCUGAGGUUUGAGCCAGACAGAAAUGAACCCCAAUGUCACUUAAGGAGGUUGGUCUUCUUUUUUUUAUCAAAACAGCAUUUGCUUCUUUCUCUUGUAAGCAAGAAGUAACAGCCGCUGGACAGACAGAAGGCAAUUUAACUUUUAUACUUUCAUAGAUUUUGAGGCAAUUUGCAAUGUUUUCUUUAACAAACUGCUUAACAUACAAUAAAGAAGAUAAAAAA